Papaver somniferum (opium poppy) is the source of this 3385-nucleotide messenger RNA. RefSeq lists its product as uncharacterized. Bases 7 to 1743 code for a protein of 578 amino acids. The record is from RefSeq and is a predicted model, not a curated record. The transcript is spliced from 2 exons. Lineage: Eukaryota; Viridiplantae; Streptophyta; Magnoliopsida; Ranunculales; Papaveraceae.
CGAUCCAUGGAUAAUUUUUUGCAUCUAGCUACGGAGAGAGCUGGAGCUUAUCUGCAUUACCUUGAUCUAAAGAGCAUGUAUAGUGAGCUACUUAACGAUGUAUAUUCACCAAGUCGAAAUUAUCAUCUUUCGCAACUAGAGUCUCAAAUCUCCUUCACCAAGCUUCGAUGGGAAUCAAUUCACAUACCACCAUCAGUGAUGACGCAGUUAGCGUCAAUCCAAGGGGUUAAAGAACCUCAACAGAAUCAAGCAGAACUUCACUCUGAAGAACCAACAGAGGAGGAAGCUAUGGUUCCAGAAGCAACAAAAAUUGACGAGUUGUUUGUGGAUGACGCAUCGAUUGUUGAUUCUUUCGAUUCCCUUGAUGAAUUAAUUCCUCAAUUUUUCUUUGUUGAAGAAGAAGAUGAUAAUUCCCUCAAUUUCGAAUUGCUCAUUCCUUCGUUUUUGUUCGAUGAAGAGGAACAUUCGUUUGACAAGGUGAGAUUUCAAUCUAAAGGACUUAUCAGUUCUGUGAUUAAUUCUGAGCCACUUGAAUGCUCGCAGGAAUUGGUCUUUCGUCACAAUAACCUAUAUGGUAAGAGUCGUUUUUCUCUUCUCUUUGAUGCUUCUCGCGGCAUAUUUGAUCGAGGUAAACGUAUCCCUGAUUCUUUCAAUUCAAAUGAGAAAUUGAUUGUUCCACGGAUUUCAAGUUUGGGGUACCAAUUAGAUUUCUCGGAUAUCCUUUUGAUUGUGCGUUUGUGUAUUACUGAUGCUACAUUUCAAGUUGAGAGCAAACUGUUUGAUAAAAUGUCCGAGUUUGUGCAUUUGAAUGAUGUUAGUGUAGAAUUUUUCUGGCAGCUCAAAAUGGAUGAAGUAUUUGAUCGUGGAAAAGAAUAUCAUCUUAUUCCAGGGUUAUCAUCUUUUAUUAAUUCUUCAAGGGACAAUUUUGAUACAAAUACUUCUUGUGUGAUUGUUGGUACUGGGUUCACAUUCAUGGCUGCUUAUUAUGACAACUUCAAUUCUAAGUUAAUGGCGGAGCUUGGGUACUAUUUCAUUCUGCUAUAUGAGUGUUCAAAUGUGUCUUUGUUUGUUAAAGAGGGGGAUAGUCAUGAUAUUAACCAGCUGUUUGAACAACGGCCUCAACAACGCCAUACUCCCUGGAUAUUUGUGCUUCUUCAGAUGCCAAGACAACGUGAAUCAGGUACAUAUUCUUUUGUGCUUCAGUUAUAUUGGUAUGGGUUCCAACUGGUGAUUAUAGUGUUACUAGUAGGCCAGUUACCAACUUGUCAUCGCGAAAUACAUGGUUUGCUCAUGUGCUCGGUAGGAAGGGGGAAGAAAUUUUUUUCUUACAGCUGCCAUGUGACUUACUCGAGAUGCUUGCAGUUGAUCUUCUGUGCUCCAUGUGUGUUAUCAAGUGUGAGGGAACUCGCUUACCAGUCUUGCAUUCAACUAGUGCUUGUCCAUGGUCUGUUCAAGUACUUGACAUUAAAGGAGGAGCAAAAAUUUUCUUACAGUUCAAGUGUGAGUUUCUUGAGAUACUCAUCAAGGCUGCUAUGUGCGAUAUCAACUACAAUUCUGUUCGUGCAAGGGGCUGAGACUGGUAUUGUUUGCAAGUUACGGAAAACAAGGUUGCAACUUGGUACAGUUCUGUUGUCCAGGUUGAUACUUCAAGUGACAGGUACCAAUGCAGCUGGUACUAUGAUGGAGUUAUUUGAUCAACUACAUCACAGUCGAUGGAGUUUCUGUAAUCUUCUAAUCUUAUAGCUUGGAAAUGGUUCACGAAAUUCACUAAACUUCUGUGUGGUGGCAAGCCAAUAUGCUGGUGAGUCACAGAUUCUCUCAAAGAGGCUUCACUAUAAGCUUGUGUUUCUUUCUCUUCGUGCUAGCCAGAUGUGUGAUGUGCCCCAGAUUCUUUUGCAAGAGCUUCUAAAUUUUUCAUUGCUCCUAUUUUUAGUUCACACAGUUGUUAGAACUCGCUUAUCUCUUUCACAAAUUGAUCCUUUUCAGCACUCCAAAUUACUUCUGAAGUAUUUUAGUGGUUUAUAAUCCAAGAGAGAGUUAUACUGAAAACAACACACUUCAAUUGGAAUUCUCUGCACAAUGAGCUCAGCAUUUUGGGAAGAGGGUUAUCUAUACAUUAUCGAUUACCUUCACCUAAUGUCUAUAGUGGGUGUCUGCUUUCAGUGGGUAUGUUAAUAGAAACUCAGAUCUUAGUGGUAAUAUUUCAAUUUCUUAAAAUGUUGGUAUGGGUAGGAUACUUGAGGUGGAAGUUCAGAAUGUAUCCACCUGUGUUAUGUGGUGUGCGAAAUGUUAGAUCGAUUGCUAAUAAUUUUAUAGCAGUGGAGUUCCUUGACAUAAACUGGAAUUAUCAAGGCCAUUGGUUCUGCGAGGCUGAGGUCAUUCAUCACAUUGAAACACCUCUUCGGAGAAGUACUCUGUUUCUGACAAGUUUAUGGAGUACGAGGACUACUAGUGGUACUAUAUGGCCUUUCAUUGACUUAUUUGUACCAUCUGUCUCCUUUGGUUAAGGGCGUUUACUAUUUGAUAGAGGUAAACUGAUUGACAGGGGGAUGACGAAACUUGCAAGGGUAGAAUUUUACAUGGGUUUAUGCCAAGGAAAUUUUUCACUCGUGUUUAUGCUGUUACUUUUGUCAUCCUGUUCAUACAUGAGGUGCAAACCCCAACUGCAGUUCGUGACCAGCUAUGGGAGGAUACAAAUAUUACAACUUGUACUCAACACAUGUGAUAUUGCGGUGCAUUUUUCUGAAGGCGUUGAAGUAAAAAAUACACUAUCACAUGCUUAUGCAGUUACUUGUAACGACGACGAUAGACAAAUAGACAAAGAUGCUGCAGUUCCAUAUUCCACCUGGUGUACCGUUUCAGAUCUGCAAUCAAGGAAUACCAGCAGACAUCAUGGCCUCAUGUCCAAAUCAUUGUUGUGCAGCAAUUAUUGUUAUUUGUCUGGCAGCUCAUUUCUACCUUGGAGAGAGUCGACCACAGAAAACGACAAGGUUCCUGGUACUACAAUCAACAAGAUGUAUUAGUGCUUAAAGUCUUGCCAGGAGAUUUACUUACAGCGGGCUUAUGUCAUGUACCCAGCAUUGUAAGGGAGUGCUUCUCAUUAUAAUGCUCAUGCAAUCCUUCAUCCUUGAGGACAAGGAUACUUUCAAGGGGAGUGGAAUGUCAUGUACCCAGCAUGGUAAGGGAGUGCCCAAAUCCUAUAUGUGUAUGUCUUUAGUAAUAAUAGUGUGAUUUAGUAUAGUUAGGAGUGGUAAUUAGUAGUGAGUUGUUUUGGUCGGUUGAGAUGUAACCACCUGGUGAGUUAGUAGUCAUUGGAUGAUGAGGGAAGAAAUGCUUAUAUCUUUAUAAGGCAGAGUCUGUAAUGAAAACAUCAGUCAAGUUUAAU